This is a messenger RNA of Penicillium antarcticum, 1416 nucleotides long. Its product is annotated as arylsulfotransferase family protein. The transcript is spliced from 2 exons. The record is from RefSeq and is a predicted model, not a curated record. Lineage: Eukaryota; Fungi; Ascomycota; Eurotiomycetes; Eurotiales; Aspergillaceae. Bases 1 to 1416 code for a protein of 471 amino acids.
AUGACAAGAGUCCUUUCGCAGAGGCCCGACAUCCUCGCCCCUUUAAUCAAUGUGAGCAUCAAUGAAGGUAGCCAAGUUACACCAGGCUACAUCUUUAUCGCUCCGUUCCAGAUUGAAAGACCUGGACCUUAUAUUUACACGUCUGAUGGAGACCUUGUCUGGAGUGGAUCGGACGGUUCAACCGACGAGCUUUUCCAUGAUCUCCAUGUCUGCAAUUAUGGAGGGUCUGAUCAUCUGUGCUACUUCCAAGGCACACAAAUCGAGGGCUACGCACGGGGCCGAAACUUGAUUCUUACCGACGACUAUACACCUGCUGCAACUGUACAGAGCGGCAAUGGACUAGAGCCAAUUGAUUUGCACGAAUUGGAAGUCCUCGAUGGAGAACGUAUGCUCUUUCCGAUCUACCAACCCAAGCCUUACGAUCUAUCCGCAUACGGAGUCGAACCCCCAAAUGGGUGGGUCAUGGAUGGUAUCUUUCAGGAAGUCGAUAUCAAGAGCGGAAAGGUGCUGUUCGAGUGGGGGUCUAUUGAUCACGUUCCUCCAUCGGAGAGCGACGUUCCUUUGGGGAUCAAUUCAAUUGUGGGCAAUGGGCAGAGCAAUGCUACCCCUUGGGAUUAUUUCCACAUCAACUCGGUUGACAAAUUCCCGAACGGCGACUACCUCAUUUCUGCAAGACAUACCAGCGCCAUCUACAGAGUUUCGGGCCAAAACGGGGCUGUGAUAUGGCGACUGGGUGGUACAAACUCUACCAUUCAAACGACCGACUACAACUUUUCUGCGCAACAUGAUGCGCGCGUAAACGAUGAAAAUAGUACACAUACAGUGCUCUCGCUGUUUGAUAACGGAAGUAAUGGCUUCAGAAACACUUCACUCACAUCGUCUGGUAUGAUCGUCGCCAUCGAUCGCCAAUCCAGCACCUCGACGCUCCUCACACGCUUCCAGGCUCCAGCACCAGGGUUACUCUCGUCAAGCCAAGGAAAUUUCCAAUUACUGUCCAAUGGACAUGGAUUCAUCGGAUGGGGAAGCAUUCCGUCUUUCUCAGAACACACUCCAGAUGGUACACCAAUCUACUUUGCUACCUUGAUUGACACUGAUGCGAUGAAUUACCGCGCGUUCAAGUACAACUGGACCGCGACACCAGCUGAUGCUCCAGCAAUCGCAGCACAAGCCCCUGCAAAUGGCGCAACCACAUUCUGGGCUAGCUGGAAUGGAGCGACAGACUAUACCAAUUGGAACUUUUACGGGGCCAGUUCUGGCUCCGAUCAGUUUACGCUGCUGGCUAGUAUUGGCAAACAGGGUUUCCAGACUACCUACACAAGCCCUCAAUUUUACACUCGGGCAUAUGCGGAAGCUAUUGGGUCUGACGGUUCUAGUUUGAGGAAAUCACCUGUUGUUAAUGUUGCAGUUCCUUCUUGA